UAUGGAUAAACCCCUUAAACCCCCGAAUCCAGAAAUGAACCCCAGAAACUAGCGAUGAAACUCACCAUUCCACACAACCCCAACCCUCUUCUACUUUCUUCAUCGCCACUCUCUCAAAACCCUAACGUUUUCGCGUUAACCGCACCGCGCGGCGGCAGGAAGCUCAGGUUUCGAGUCUCGGCCACGGCGGAGCCCGAUGGCCCCUCGUGGUCGCAGUCGCUGCGGCGCGGUUCGCGGCGGUUUUGGGUGAAGUUUGGGGAAAUGGUGAAGAGGGAGACGGGUCUCGACUUCGAAGGUGGCGGCGUGAGGAACGUUGGCGAGGUGGCGAGCGGAGAUGAAUUGCGAACGUUUGGGACUCAGUUGGUAUCUCAGUUUGUCGAUUGGAAUCGGUGGGAACAGUGGAAGAAUAUCAAGGACUGGGAACCUAAGCGAAUUGGUGCAUUGGUUCUUUACAUUUUUGUUGUGGCAUUUGCUUGUAGAGGAGUUUAUGCCGCAAUUCGAGCACCUUUCAUAAAUCGUAAUAAGAAAGAAUUGACAGAAGCUUACAUGGAAGCGUUAAUUCCAGAGCCAUCCCCUACUAACAUUAGAAGAUUUAAGAAGGGUAUGUGGAAGAACACAAUUCCAAAAGGCCUAAAAAUGAAAAAGCUUAUUGAAAGACCUGAUGGAACGCUUGUUCAUGAUACUUCUUAUGUUGGAGAGGAUGCAUGGGAGGAUGAUCAAGAGGCUCCUGAGGAGCGUGUAAAACAAAUUAUAGAGGGUGAUGAAAGGUUAAACAAAGAAGACAGAAAAGAACUAUCAAUAGGCUUGGGCAUUUCAGGUGAAGUUCAAAGUGAAGCUACAUGGCGUGAGAGACUUCAUAAAUGGAGGAAGAUCCUUAGAAAAGAACGUUUUUCUGAGCAAUUGGAUUCCUUAAAUGCCAAAUAUGUAGUUGAAUUUGACAUGAAAGAGGUUGAAAAUAGUCUUCGCAAGGAUGUGGCAGAAAAGGUGACAGGCACUCAGGGUACUAGGGCUCUGUGGAUAGCUAAGAGAUGGUGGCACUAUCGCCCUAAACUUCCUUACACUUAUUUCCUUGACAAACUUGAUAGUUCUGAGGUAGCAGCCAUUGUCUUUACCGAAGACUUGAAAAGAUUGUAUGUGACAAUGAAAGAAGGUUUUCCAUUGGAAUUUGUUGUGGAUAUCCCUCUCGAUCCUUAUCUGUUUGAGAUUAUUACAAGUUCUGGAGUUGAAGUAGAUCUGCUUCAGAAGCGACAGAUCCAUUAUUUCAUGAAGGUUGUGCUUGCAUUAGUACCUGGAAUACUUAUUCUCUGGCUUAUUAGGGAGUCUGUUAUGCUUCUACACAUUACUUCCAAGCGGUUCCUUUACAAGAAGUAUAAUCAACUCUUUGAUAUGGCUCAUGCAGAAAAUUUCAUUCUGCCAGUUGGAGAUGUUGGUGAAACGAAAUCAAUGUACAAGGAAGUUGUGUUGGGGGGUGAUGUUUGGGAUCUUCUUGAUGAGUUGAUGAUAUAUAUGGGAAAUCCUAUGCAGUUCUAUGAAAGGGACGUGCAGUUUGUUCGGGGUGUUCUACUCUCUGGACCUCCAGGAACAGGAAAAACACUUUUUGCCAGGACACUUGCAAAAGAAAGUGGUUUACCUUUUGUAUUUGCUUCGGGUGCUGAGUUCACAGAUAGUGAAAAAAGUGGAGCAGCUAGAAUCAAUGAGAUGUUUUCCAUUGCUAGGAGAAAUGCACCUUGUUUUGUAUUUGUGGAUGAAAUAGAUGCUAUUGCUGGAAGACACGCUAGGAAGGAUCCACGAAGAAGGGCAACUUUUGAGGCUCUUAUUGCACAGCUUGAUGGGGAGAAGGAAAAAACUGGUGUUGAUCGUCUAUCCCUCAGACAAGCUAUCAUAUUCAUCUGUGCCACAAAUAGGCCAGAUGAAUUAGAUCUUGAGUUUGUUCGUGCUGGACGUAUUGAUCGUCGUCUGUACAUUGGUUUGCCUGAUGCAAAGCAGAGAGUCCAAAUUUUUGGUGUGCACAGUUCCGGUAAGCAGCUUGCAGAGGAUGUGAAUUUUGAAGAGCUUGUCUUCCGCACUGUUGGGUUCUCUGGAGCAGAUAUAAGAAACCUUGUCAACGAAGCAGCAAUAAUGUCGGUGAGAAAAGGGCAUUCCAAAAUUUUUCAGCAAGAUAUUAUUGAUGUACUAGAUAAACAACUACUUGAGGGUAUGGGUGUCCUUCUGACAGAGGAAGAGCAACAAAAAUGUGAACAAAGGGUAUCUUUUGAAAAGAAGAGACUGCUUGCUGUUCAUGAAGCUGGUCAUGUAGCUCUAGCUCACUUAUUUCCUCGGUUUGACUGGCAUGCAUUUUCGCAGCUCCUGCCUGGUGGUAAGGAAACUGCAGUAUCUGUAUUCUAUCCGCGAGAAGAUAUGGUAGACCAGGGUUAUACAACUUUUGGUUACAUGAUGAUGCAAAUGGUAGUGGCACAUGGUGGCCGAUGUGCUGAACGAAUUGUAUUUGGUGAUGAUAUAACUGAUGGAGGAAGAGAUGAUCUUGAAAAGAUAACGAAGAUUGCUAGGGAGAUGGUUAUCAGCCCUCAAAAUAAAAAGUCGGGGUUAAUAGCUUUAACAAAAAGGGUUGGCUUAGUGGAUCGACCAGACAACCCAGAUGGAGAGUUGAUAAGAUAUAGAUGGGAUGACCCUCAAGUAAUUCCUGCCGAUAUGACACCAGAGGUGUCUGAGCUUUUCACAAGGGAGUUGACAAGGUACAUUGAAGAAACUGAAGAACUUGCAAUGAAUGCUUUAAGGAAUAAUAGGCACAUCCUGGACUUGAUUGUGAGGGAACUGUUGGAGAGGUCAAGAAUAACUGGAUUGGAGGUUGAAGAAAAAUUGAAGGAACUGUCUCCAGUAAUGUUUGAGGACUUUGUGAAGCCAUUCCAAAUAAACCCAGAUGAGGAGGGACCAUUACCGCAUAAUGAUCGUCUACGGUAUCAGUUACCCGACUUAUAUCCGGCUCCUCUCCAUAGAUGUUGACACAUUGACAUUCAGAUCUUUAUGUUACAACCUCACCUGCAACAGUUCUAUUGGGGACACAAAAGGGCGUUUUAUGUUGAUGACUUCUCCAUAGAAAUUCAACUUCAACCCCACAUGGACACAUUUAUGGGACAAAUAGGGAAUCAGGAGAACAUAGUGGAGCUGUGUAAAUUGCUCAUAUUUCUUUUCAAUGGGCCAAUGAUUUAUCUCAUCUGAUGAAUUCUUUAUGCUGGUAAGCCUUGGAGACAUGUCAAGUGUCUACAGUCUUCAGGCAUUGCCGCGUUGUCUUGCUAAAUUGGAUAGGCGGGGGUGCACACUUGUAUACACUGCUGAAAUUUUGUAUUCAAUUUUCGUGGUUGUACAAAUUUUUAUAUAUCAUUGAGGAUGAAAGUUUUAGCCCUCAAUUUUAAAUUAUACACUUGCGAGUUUCAAGCCAGAGUCUAGUGCAAUGGUUUGUACUUUUGUAUAAAUCUAAUGAUUCAUCGUAAUAUUUUAGCUUAAAUUCUAACACAUUUUGGCUUUAUUUUUUGUUCCAAUAUAUGAAAAUAUCUUAUUAUAUCGUGUCA
Cajanus cajan (pigeon pea) is the source of this 3566-nucleotide messenger RNA. RefSeq names its product FTSH protease 12 (gene FTSH12). The record is from RefSeq and is a predicted model, not a curated record. Lineage: Eukaryota; Viridiplantae; Streptophyta; Magnoliopsida; Fabales; Fabaceae. Gene Ontology annotation, cellular component: chloroplast thylakoid membrane; m-AAA complex. Gene Ontology annotation, biological process: mitochondrial protein processing; embryo development ending in seed dormancy. Gene Ontology annotation, molecular function: metalloendopeptidase activity; ATP-dependent peptidase activity; ATP binding.